AUGAAAUCCCUGGGACUCAUCUUUGCUGUCGCCUCACUCUUAAUCUUUCUCAUCACCACUCCCGUAAAUGCAGGCGUUGAAGUGCUUAACCCUUAUACUGGAAUUGUGUGGAAUGGUGGGGAGACUCAACAGAUUACAUGGAAGGAAAAUGGUAAUUCGCCAGCAUUGACUUCUUUGAAGAAAUUGACCAUUACCCUGAUGACAGGCACACAGGAGUCUCAAUUCCCAGUGGUAGUGAUUGCAUCUAACGUCGACGGAACAUCUUUAUCAUACAGUUAUACCGUACCAAAGAACGUUGGUCCUGAAGGGAGCAGCUACUUCCUAAAAUUUUCUCAAGACACCAAUCUUUACUUCUCUGGAGAUUUCACCAUAAAAGGCGUUAGCGGCAAAGUUCCCAACUUUAGCAGUACAGGUGCUGUAUCUGGCACCUCCACCGACUCGUCUUCCUCCACAGGCACCUCCACGGCUACUACGUCGCUCAAUUCCACCAAAACUUCCACUUCAACUAAAACAGGUACAACAUCAACUUUGACCGAUUUGACAACAUCAACUAAAACUGGAGAUGCCGCCAAGAGCAACAGUGGACCUACGACUACGCAAUCUCCGGUAGCUAAAUCAAGUAGUGGCAACAACUUGAUGGCUAGUGUUUCGACAUUGUCAAUUACUUUGUUUGCUAUAGCAUUCUACUUAUUUUAA
Messenger RNA from Acaulospora morrowiae, 696 nucleotides. NCBI's taxonomy places the organism in Eukaryota, Fungi, Glomeromycota, Glomeromycetes, Diversisporales, Acaulosporaceae. The record is from the annotation of a GenBank genome assembly.